AUGAGAUGGUCAUUCAUCUCCAUCAAACGAGCACCGGCAAAGAAAUUUCUAAUGGGUGGCAAAGAAACAAAUUCCACUGUUCAUAUCUCCUCCACUUUCAUCCUAAACAAAAUCCUUAUUUGGCUUCACCUUCUCUUGAUCUCCAAAGCCACCACCGUCGCCCUUGCCGCUCACCAGGAGCACCGCAUCCUCCUCCGCCUGAGAGCUCACUGGAGCUGCACCUCUGCUCUCAGCUCAUGGAGCACCUCCUCUCCCCACUGCCAAUGGCCAGGAGUCCAGUGCGACGAUGGUGGCUUCGUCAACGGCAUAUCCGUCCCCAACAUGAACAUCACCCAGUCAGUCCCAGCCUUCAUCUGCGACCUCAACAAUCUCUCCCACCUCGACCUCGCCUACAACAACAUAGCCACUGGCUUCCCUACUAGACUCUACCGCUGCUCCAGCCUCCAGUACCUCGACCUCUCCCAAAACUACUUUGUCGGAGAGAUUCCAGGCGAUAUCGACAAGUUGUCUUCUCGCCUCCGGCACCUCGACCUCUCGGGUAACAACUUCACCGGCGACGUCCCACCAUCAAUUGGCCGGAUUAAGUCACUGCAGUUCCUGCACCUCGACAGCAACCAAUUGAAUGGCUCGUUUCCGGCCGAGCUUGGCCAACUCUCGAUGCUCCAAAAUCUCACUCUCGCAUACAAUCAAUUUGCAAGCCAACGGAUUCCCGAUGAGUUCGGGAAUAUGAGGAGCCUCAAGUACCUCUGGAUGUCGGAGACUCAAGUCACAGGUGAGAUACCGGAGAGUUUCCAGAAUCUAAAAGAGCUAGAACAUCUCGACCUGGCGAUGAAUUUGCUUAAUGGCUCAAUUCCUGAAUCCAUAUGGUCGCUGGAGAAGCUCAAAAGAAUCUACUUGUAUGCCAAUGAGCUAUCCGGAGAAAUCAGCAGCGAGAUCAGGGCGACAGGCUUGGAGGAGAUCGAUGUGUCCAUCAACAGUCUCAACGGGUCGAUACCGGUGGGAUUCGGCAACCUCUUCAAUCUCACCAAGUUGUUCAUGUACUACAAUGAACUAUCCGGCGAGAUUCCCAACGACAUCGCCUUUCUUCCCAAGCUAUAUGACAUUAGGCUCUUCGGUAACCGGUUCAGUGGAGUUUUGCCAACAGAGCUCGGGAACCACUCCAAGCUGACGAAUUUUGAGGUAUCAGACAACAGGAUUUCCGGCAGCUUGCCUGAAGGCCUGUGUGCAAAAGGAGCUCUGAAUUCGGUGGUGGUCUUCAACAACAAUUUCUCCGGCGAACUGACAGCGUUUCUCGCCGAUGAGUGUCACACCUUGACUAACAUUCAACUCUAUAACAAUAGCUUCUCCGGCGAGUUUCCCUUCAAGAUAUGGUCGACUGCAGUAAAUUUGACGACGGUGUUGAUCCAUCACAACCUCUUGUCUGGCACUUUGCCGGACACACUGCCAAGAAGCCUAACGCGCUUGGAAAUCGAAGACAACCUCUUCUUUGGAAAAAUCCCGUCCUCAACUCCAGAACUGCAAGUUCUCAAAGCGAGUAACAAUAGGUUCUCAGGCGAAAUUCCAGCAGUACUCACCGGAAUGUCGAGGCUCCUGAAUCUAUUGCUUGAUGGAAAUCAAAUCUCCGGUUCAAUUCCACCAGGCAUAUCCGCUUUGAAGUCACUUACAGAGCUCAACCUCAAGAACAACAACCUCUCGGGAAACAUCCCGCCAAAAAUUGGACUGUUGUCGGAGCUCAAAAUAAUAGACCUUUCAUGGAACAUGCUAUCAGGGCCAAUUCCGCUGGAGAUGGGCAACCUUAAACUCAUCUCCCUUAACUUGUCUCACAACCAACUAUCCGGCGAGAUACCCCUUCAGUUGCAGAACCAAGAUUACGAGCAAAGCUUUUCAGCAAAUCCCGAUCUCUGCUCCUCCAAGUCCAUAGUCAAGCUCAAACUUUGUGCACACCGCACGGCCAGUAUCGAUAGUAUGUCUUCGCAGAGACUGAUCAUAAUAUUGCUAGCGCUCAGUGGAUUCAUGCUCCUGAUGGUUACUGUGAUGGGGAUAUUAAUGUGCCACCGGCAGCCCGACAUCGUUGAUGAGCUGCCGUUGAAGCUCACUUCUUUUCAGAAAGUGGACUUCACUGAAGCCAACAUAAUAGGUAAGCUAACAGUGGAAAACCUCAUCGGCAAGGGAGGGUGUGUACAGAAUCGACAUCAGCAAUCACACCAGCAUGACAGUUGCCGUAAAGAAAAUUCGGAAUACCGGAAAGAUAGACUGGAAGAUGGGGAAGGCCUUGGAGGCUGA
Messenger RNA from Zingiber officinale, 2283 nucleotides. Its product is annotated as receptor-like protein kinase HSL1. The transcript has a single exon. The record is from RefSeq and is a predicted model, not a curated record. Gene Ontology annotation, molecular function: protein binding. The coding region runs from base 1 to 2283 and encodes 760 amino acids. Lineage: Eukaryota; Viridiplantae; Streptophyta; Magnoliopsida; Zingiberales; Zingiberaceae.